Molecule: messenger RNA, 494 nt
Organism: Monodelphis domestica (gray short-tailed opossum)
Lineage: Eukaryota; Metazoa; Chordata; Mammalia; Didelphimorphia; Didelphidae
Product: histone H2A type 1-F-like
Cellular component (GO): nucleosome
Molecular function (GO): DNA binding; protein heterodimerization activity; structural constituent of chromatin
Source: RefSeq, a predicted model, not a curated record
AUGUCUGGCCGUGGAAAGCAGGGAGGCAAAGCCCGGGCUAAGGCCAAGUCCCGUUCUUCUCGUGCUGGCCUGCAGUUUCCAGUGGGCCGAGUGCACCGCCUGCUCCGCAAGGGCAACUACUCGGAGCGCGUGGGCGCCGGUGCGCCAGUUUACCUGGCUGCUGUCCUGGAGUACCUGACCGCUGAGAUCCUGGAGCUGGCGGGCAACGCAGCCCGCGACAACAAGAAGACCCGCAUCAUCCCUCGCCAUCUGCAGCUGGCCAUCCGCAACGACGAGGAGCUCAACAAGCUGUUGGGCAAGGUGACCAUUGCUCAGGGCGGCGUCCUGCCCAACAUCCAGGCCGUGCUGCUGCCCAAGAAGACGGAGAGUCACCACAAGCCUAAGGGCAAGUAAGCCCGGUGGCACUGCUGACGGACCCAGUCCAGUCUUCUGCAGGCGACCGGCUUGUCCACCACGCAGAAACCAAAAAGGCUCUUUUCAGAGCCACCCACACU